Haliotis rubra (blacklip abalone) is the source of this 1548-nucleotide messenger RNA. Its product is annotated as probable methyltransferase-like protein 24. The record is from RefSeq and is a predicted model, not a curated record. Lineage: Eukaryota; Metazoa; Mollusca; Gastropoda; Lepetellida; Haliotidae. The coding region runs from base 223 to 1242 and encodes 339 amino acids. The transcript has 7 exons.
ACUCAUCUACGCUUACCUAUCAACUACAAAUAGACCGCAGCGGCCAUGCAACUACAACAAAACUCUUUCCACCAUUGUAAGAAAUUUUGAUCGUGAAAACAAGCAGAGCGGAACGGGACUGUUCGCGAUCCUUGUGCUUGAACAAGCGCCAUCUUGUUAAUCAUCAGCUCUUCCGCAGGAGGGAAAAGUCUCAUUUGCUUUGUCCUCCUCGUGUGGUUUGACAUGCACGUCCGGGUCGGCUUGGCAACACAAGCUGACCGUAUAGCGUUGAGUAACAGAGACACAGAUCAAUUUAGGGCAUUGUGUUCACGGUGCACACUGUCCAAAAUGAAGCGCUCGGUUGUUGGAUUUGCGAUCGGCUCGUUCAUGUUAGUUGGAAUUAUCGUAUUUCAUACAGAAAUUGGAGACUUUUUUCUGCGCAACUCGCCUGUGCCAGUCAUCUACGAGGAGAAUUGUCAAAGUCACAAGUAUGAAAAGGAUAAUGCUUACACAGAUACACCAAUCAUCCCUGUGGCAGAGUGUCGCAGAGGUCAUGUGCCCCCUACACGAUCUGAGAUACGAACACUUGAACCUGGUCAAUUGACUGAAAUAUACCACAGUUACGUGGAAAACAUCCAGGUGGCGUGUGGAGACAUGAAGAGAAUGGGGCUUCAGCAAGAUGGCGGCUGGGAGAUCUGUAACGACCCCCUCGUCAAACCAAAGAAACCGUGUCUGGUCUAUUCCUUCGGCAUCAACAACGACUUCAGUUUCGACGACGCGACGGAACUGGAAUACGGAUGUCAAAUUCAUUCUUUUGAUCCGAGUAUGGGUAAAGACGACCAUCAGCGCAGCAAAGGCAUAAUGUUUCAUUCUUUGGGAAUUUCGGACUACAACGGCAGAUCAGAGAGAAAAUGGCCGAUGAAAACCCUCAACUGUAUACGCGAGUCUCUUCGCCACACGCAGACUACAAUUGAUAUUUUGAAAAUUGAUAUUGAAGAUAUGGAGUGGAAGGUGAUCCCGGAAAUGAUGAGAAACAACGCGUUACACAACGUGACACAGUUUGUAUUUGAGGUGCAUAUUUCACUGCAACAUACAGACGCUCCUCCAGACAAGUACAUAACGGCACUGGAAAUAUUCCGGGAUCUAUAUGAUCUCGGUUAUCGGAUUUUCCUCACACAUAGAAACCAGUAUUGCCAUUACAAGUCGAUGUCAGGAAAGCAGAGGACUUCUUGCCAUGAAAUUUUUAUGAUGAAAGUUUGCUGAGUGGGAUUAGCGACAGUUUUGUUUCUGACCUUUUAUUUGUGGUUUUGUUUGUGGUGCUAGCCGAUCUCACGCAUAUCAUGGUAUUUCUGAAAGAUUGCUCACAAUUGAGUUUGUACGGUGGACGUUUCACGAAAAAUGACAGGGGUCACGUGAUAUGUUCUCAAUCCAUGUACCAUUUGAUUCCAACUAGUGACUGCGGAUCUUGGCACGACUAUGGGACGCUACUCUGUAGUGUUUGCAAGAUCAGUCAUACCCCCAUUUGUGGAGUAAUCAUUCACCGUCCAUGUUGUGUUUUUCUCACUUCAA